AUGAGUCUGGCUGACAGUCUCAUUGCGGGAUCUAUCCCGAGUAGCCUGAGCUCGCCUCAUGGCUACAUUGCCAUUGCUGCUUUCUUUGUCUCUGUUCUUAUCGUUUCUGUUCUGAUCUUCUCUUCCCAAAAUGCGAAAUCUGACUACAAUAGCGGGAUCUGGACCUAUCUUAAAUUCGCAUAUGCAAGCUUCUUGAAACCUCAUGAGAAGGGCGGCAAUGGCCAACAGCAGGCACUGGAGAGCUUUUACAAGACUCAGGCGUCCGUCUAUGAUGCGACUCGUUCACGGCUCCUCCGGGGCCGCGAGGAUAUGCUUGGCCUGCUCGCUGCACAGCUGAAGCUGAAGAGCGAGAAGCAGGGCGCCAAGGCUCAGAAGCCUAUCUGGGUAGAUAUUGGAGGAGGCACUGGAUACAAUAUUGAGGCAAUGGCUUCCUUCCUCCCAGUCGACUCAUUUUUCUCCCGCGUCUACCUGGUCGAUCUAUCACCGUCGCUUCUCGAGGUCGCCCGUAAGCGAUUCGAACGAUUAGGAUGGAAAAACGUAAGUGUGAUUUGCAUUGACGCUCGGUCUUUUCGCCUUCCGAAAGGUGAUGAUGGAGCCGAUAUUGUCACUAUGAGCUAUAGCUUGUCUAUGAUACCAGACUACUAUAGUGUGGUUGAUUCCUUCACCUCCCUUCUGAAACCCUCCGGUAUUAUUGGAGUCUGCGACUUCUACGUGCAAAGCAUAGUUGAUGUUUCGUCACGGAAUUAUACUGGAGGGGCCUUCAACCGCCAUGUGAACUGGCUGGGACGCGCAUUCUGGCGUGCUUGGUUCGAGGCUGACAGGGUUAAUCUUGAGGCUGCCCGCCGCGAUUACCUGGAAUACCGCUUUGGUACUGUCAUUUCAGCAAGCGAGAGAAAUUACCUUCUAGGAGGUAUCCCUUAUUAUAUCUUCAUCGGUUGCCAGAAGGACGUUGCCUCCAACCCUUCCAGCAUUGAGCAACUGGAUGCAUCUUUCACAGAGUCUCCUUAUCUCUCACCAGCGAACCAUCGGAAGGAGAUUGACGUCGCGAUCGAACAGAGCGAAAAGGAAAUCCGGUCCAAGGCAUACGAAUCGGCAGUUAUCAACCUCAGCGCGAACCUGCCGCUCCCUUCGUCUUUCUACCAGAAUCACCAUUACCGAGUCUACUACAACGAUCUGCUGCCCAAGCACACCCAGUUCCAGAAUGAGUACAUUUAUGCUUUCACAUGGGAGGAUCCCCGAGUAGACCACCGUCUGCUAAACAUUGGACCUGAUGAUGUUAUCUUGGCCAUCACCAGUGCCGGAGAUAACAUCCUGGAUUACCUGCAGAACAACCCCAGGAGAGUGCAUGCGGUAGACCUCAACCCUAACCAGAACCACCUCCUCGAACUCAAAGUGGCAGGGUUUAGUGCGUUGAGCUACGGGGAUUUCUGGAAGAUUUUCGGAGAAGGCAAACAUGAGAAGUUCCGUGAGCUCCUCAUCUCUCAACUCAGCCCACACCUUUCUAGUCAGGCCUUCCAGUAUUGGCUCGAGCAUUCUCAUGUCUUCACAUCCGCCUCUGGACGGGGGCUCUACGAGACUGGCGGUUCUCGCCACGCAAUCAAGAUGGUCCGAUAUUUGUUCAAGGUCUUUGGCCUUGAAAAGGAAGUGAAGAAGCUGUGUGAAGCUCAGACCCUGAACGAGCAGCGGGAGAUCUGGCCCCGUAUCCGUGGAGUACUGAUGAGCUCCCCUCUCCAUUAUGCUAUCGUUUCAACAGAAUGGUUUGCUUGGAAGGCUGCCGGUGUACCGCGCAAUCAAAGGAACAUGAUUAUCGAUGACUACCUCAAGAGGAAUGGCCUGACUCAUGACAUGAAGACGACCAAGGAUGUCAGCGGCAAGGCUAUCUGGGAGUAUGUCGUCGACACGUUGGACCCGGUCGUCAAAGACACAAUGAUCAGCAACGACAACUACUUCUACUAUCUCUGUUUGCAGGGACGCUUCUCGAGAAGAUGCCACCCUACUUAUCUGAGCCCGAAAGCUCAUGCGAAAUUGUCGUCAUCUGGUGCCUUCGACGGUCUCCGGAUUCAUACGGACGAGAUCAACGAGGUUAUUGCAAGAAUCACGCCAGGGACUCUGACGAUCGCAGUGGUCAUGGACUCAAUGGACUGGUUCGACCCCAAGGGCGAUGCAGCUACCUCACAAGCCAGAACAUUCAACCGUGCUCUAAAGAUGGGAGGCCGCAUUUUGCUAAGGUCAGCCAGUAUCGAACCCUGGUAUAUUGAGAACUUCGAGAAGAGUGGCUUCUCCCCACGCCGUGUAGGCGCUAGAUUCCCCGGGUCGUGUAUUGAUCGUGUAAAUAUGUACGCGUCUACUUGGAUAUGUACGAAGACUGCAGAAUUGGGACGCCCUGGCUCUGGUCCCAGCCAAAGAUCGAAUAGUGUUGAACACUUGGAGAUCUAAAUUUUCGAUUCUGCGAGCGUAAAAGAAAAAAGAAAAUAGAAAAAAAGAAAGAAAAACUAUAGGUUCUUUACUUAACGCCUAUAUCUAGAAAUUCUAUUAAAGUGCGAG
This is a messenger RNA of Paecilomyces variotii, 2544 nucleotides long. RefSeq lists its product as hypothetical. NCBI's taxonomy places the organism in Eukaryota, Fungi, Ascomycota, Eurotiomycetes, Eurotiales, Thermoascaceae. The record is from RefSeq and is a predicted model, not a curated record. The coding region runs from base 1 to 2436 and encodes 811 amino acids. The transcript has 9 exons.